Condylostylus longicornis is the source of this 6307-nucleotide messenger RNA. It is a transcript of the gene chb, whose product is annotated as CLIP-associating protein. Gene Ontology annotation, cellular component: spindle microtubule; mitotic spindle; microtubule organizing center. Bases 1292 to 5827 code for a protein of 1511 amino acids. NCBI's taxonomy places the organism in Eukaryota, Metazoa, Arthropoda, Insecta, Diptera, Dolichopodidae. Gene Ontology annotation, molecular function: microtubule binding. The record is from RefSeq and is a predicted model, not a curated record. The transcript has 25 exons. Gene Ontology annotation, biological process: mitotic spindle assembly.
UUAAGUUCAUCAAAGAUGACUGACCACGGUUAAAUACAAGAAAAAGUUUUUUUUUUGGUUGGAAAAUUAUUUAAUUUAAUAUGGAAAAAAAACUCCUCGGAACGUCGAAACAUAAAGUGAAAUAUCAAUAAAAUAGUCGAAUGUGCGAAAAUAUCGAAAUAAUAUUAUUUAAAAUUACGUAAAUUACUCGAAAAAUUUUGAAAAUUGCCGAUAAGAAAAGAAAAAAAAAAUUGUGUAGGGAAUAGUGACGACGAAAAAAAAAUUCUUAUUUGAUUGGAAAAAAUUCUUGAAAAAAUUUUGAAAGAAUUUAGAAAACUAAUGUUAAAGAAUUAAAUUUUUUAAGUGAAAUUAAAUAUAUUUACUAAAACCAAAUAAUAUAAAAUUAUAUCAGAUAAGAAUUAAACAUAAGGUGGAAAAAAUACAUUUUUUUUUUGAUUGUAUGAGCUGUGGAGAAGUUGAAGAAGAAAAAAAAAUAUUUUUUGGGCAUAAUUUGCUGUGUGGCUUUUUUAUGUUAAAAAAUUUUGCACAAUAAAAAGAGAUAAAAUGUUAAUUUCAAAAUGCUCGAAUACAUAAUCAAUAGUAAAGUGUUAGAGUGAAACGAAUAUAUAAACGAAUAUUUUUAUUUUCCUUUUUUGACAACAAAUUGUAAAUUUGACAGUUGCUGGAAUGAAAGAGAAGCUCAUUGAAUGUCAAAAUUAUUUAUUGUUUUUGUGUAAAGAAAUUUGUUGAGAGGAAAAAAAAAUUUUUUUUUUUUAUUUUUAAAUAAGAAAAUCUUUGAUAAAAUUUACAAGAAAAGAAAAACAAAAAAAUUAAUUUAAAAAAGUUCCUGUUUUAUUUUAAAAUUUAUUAAAAAAUAAUAGAUUUUUCAAUUGAAUUAUUGCAAUUUUAAACCUAACCAAAGCACAUCACAUAUUUCAAAUUUCAUGAGUUUUAUUUUACUAAAUUUUAUUUUUAAUAAGUAAAAAUAAUUUGCAAGAGAAAUUUAAAUAAAAAUUUUAAAAUGAAUUUAAAUUUACCAUUCUUUUUCAUAAGAUAAAUUAAAAAAAAAAUAUUCUGGUGAAAUUCAAAAUAAAAAAAAAAUUAAAUUAAAAUAAAUUAAGAAGUGAUUAGAAUUAUUUAAAAGAAAAGCGGGAAAAUAUAAGUGUCUACUUAUUUUUAAAACAAAAGAAAAAACUAUAGCAAAAUAAUCUAAACGUUAAGAGUUGUAAAUUUUCUCUUACUUAGCAUACAUUUUACAUACAUAACAUAAUUUUGAAAGAAACAAAAAAAAAAAAUUUAAUAAAACAUCAAAAUGGCAUACCGAAAACCAAUUGAUUUAGAUGGUUUUAUUAAUUUAAUGCCAAAAGCAGAUAUGAGAGUAAAAGCAAUAUUAGCUGAAGAUUUAGUAACAUAUUUAAGUGAUGAAACAAAUUCAAUUGUCUGUCAAGAUUUAGGAUUGCUAAUUGAUGGUCUAAUACCAUGGUUAACUGGAAGUCAUUUUAAGAUUGCACAAAAAUCAUUAGAAGCAUUCACAGAAUUAAUAAAACGUCUUGGACCAGAUUUUAAUGCAUAUACAGCAACAGUAUUGCCACAUGUUAUUGAUAGAUUAGGUGAUAGUAAAGAUACAGUCAGAGAGAAAGCACAAUUAUUAUUGCACAAUUUGAUGGAAUCAAAAGUUUCAACACCACAAAAUUUAAUUGAUAAAUUGACAAUUUGUUUUAAACAUAAGAACGCAAAAGUUAGAGAAGAAUUUUUACAAACGAUAGUAAAUACCCUUAAUGAGUACGGGACUGCUCAACUCUCAUUAAAAGGUUAUAUUCAACCUAUAGUUAAUUUACUUGGUGAUCCAACAGCAACAGUACGUGAUGCAGCCAUACAAACUUUAGUUGAAAUUUAUAAACACGUUGGUGAUAGACUUAGAGUUGACUUACGUAAAAAGGAAGUACCGCCAAUGAAAUUGGCUAUUUUAGAACAAAAAUUUGAAGAAAUACGUGAAGAAGGUUUAUUAUUAAAAUCUGCAUUAAAUCAUAACGGACAAGACGAACUUGACGCUACCGCUCCACAAAGACCAACACGUUUAGUUAAAAGAACAAUAUCAGCAACAAUGAGAAAACCACAAUCCUUAGAUGUAACAACAGCUAGUGGUACUGAUGUUGGUUCAGUAACACCAGAAAUUUUUGAAGCAUCCUUUGAAAAUGUACCAACAAUAACAAUAUUUACAAAUCGUGAUAUUGAAGAAUUAUUUAAACAAAUAACAAUACAAAUAAGUGACAAAAAUAUAGACUGGGAGAAACGUGUUGAUGCAUUAAAAAAAAUUCGUUCUCUAUUAAUUAUGAAUGUACAAAGUCAGCCAACAUUUCCAGCAUAUUUAAAAGAUUUAUCAAGAGCAUUCCUAGAUAUAUUAACUGAAUUACGUUCACAAGUAAUACGUGAAGCAUGUAUAACACUUGCAUAUAUGGCUAAAAUCUUAAGGAAUAAAUUAGAUCAAUUUUGCAUUUAUAUAUUACAAGAAUUAAUUAAUUUAGUACCAAAUGCUGCCAAAGUUAUAUCUUCCGCUGCUAUAAUUACAUUAAAAUAUAUUAUGAAAUAUACACAUGCACCAAAAUUAAUACCAAUAUUAACAUCAAAUUUAAUGCAAUCAAAAUCAAAAGAUAUACGUGCAACAAUAUGUGAAUUAAUGAUAUUAAUAUUUGAUGAAUGGCAAACAAAAUGUAUUGAACGUAGUAUUGUAUUAUUAAAAGAUGCAUUAAAAAAAGGUAUUAAUGAUGCAGAUAAUGAUGCAAGGAAAUAUAGUAGAAGGGCAUUUUGGUCAUUUAAAAAACAUUUUCCAAGUGAUGCAGAUAAUUUAUAUAUGUCAUUAGAUUUAACAUCACAAAAGCAAUUGGAUCGUGAAAGAGAUAUAUUAUCUGGUGGAAAUGGUUCAGGUUCGAUGAGUGCUAGUUUACGUGGUAGUAAUACAAGUUUGAAUUCAAUGCCGGGAACUGUAAUAAAACGAAGAACUUCAACAGGUUUAAGAUCACCAGCUACUGCUAAUCCCUCAGCAACGAGUAUAAGUACUGAAAAUUUAUCAAGUGGUGGUACAAAAUUAAAUCGAGUACCUUCAUUACCUCGUUCUUAUAAUAGAAAUCGUAGUGGUAUUCCUGUAGCUCAAAGAGAGCUACCGGUUAGAGCUGGUUUAAGAAGCAUUUCUGCUGUUGAUACAGCUGCUGCUCAAAGAGCAAGAGCUCGUGCACAAUAUUCUAAUUUAGCUAGAAUGAAAAUGACAUCAGGAACAGCAUCUUUACAAGGGCAUUUUGCUCAGCAAGCAAGAGCAAAGAAAAUAUCAACCACAAGUAGUAGCAAUACAGCAACACCUCAACAUUCUUCCCCUGAACAUCGACCAGCCGUAGUACCUAGAUCUAGAGCGGGUGUUUCACAAUCACAACCCACAUCACGUAGUACAUCGCCGUCAUCAAAGUUACGGGAAAUGUAUGGUUCCUUUUCAUCAUAUAGACCGACAGGAACAGUUCCAAAGAAAUCAUCUGGUAUACCCAGAUCGUUAGCAAACUCAAGAGAAACAAGUCCAACAAGAGGGCCAUUUAAUAGAAAAUUGUAUGCAAAUAGCCCUAGAAGACCAGAUAGACCACCCAUUAAUCCAGCACGGCCUGUACUAGCACAAAAAAUUUUACAACAGAGUAGAGAAGCUGAGACCGCUUUAGCAGAUGCAUUGUCACCUGAAGAUGCUGAUUUAUCAUCAGAUUAUUCAAGACUAUCACUAGGACGUAAAUUAUCAAGAGAAGAAUCUGAUGAAAGUGAAGCCUCCUCAGUAUGUUCAGAAAGAAGUUUUGAUUCAAGGCGAGGGCAUGAUAAUUAUUCUUGGAAUGGAUCUCGAAAUCGCCUUGAUAGUUUUCGUGCUCCAAUUGAAGAUAUUGACCUCAUUAUACAAUAUUGUGCCUCAACUCAUUGGGCUGAAAGAAAAGAUGGUCUAAUUAGUUUAACGCAAUAUUUAUCUGAUGGAAAAACGUUAACACCGACACAAUUACAGUGUGUUCUUGAUAUGUUCCGGAAAAUGUUUAUGGAUACACAUACAAAAGUGUAUGCUUUAUUUUUGGAUACUGUCAAUGAAUUAAUUUUAGCUCAUUCACAUGAUCUACAUAAUUGGUUAUUUAUAUUAUUAACACGUUUAUUUAAUAAACUUGGUACUGAGCUAUUAGGUUCAAUGCAUGGUAAAAUAUGGAAAACUUUACAACUUGUUCAUGAAUAUUUUCCGACAGAAUUACAAAUGCAUUGUGUAUUUAGAAUAUUAGUUGAUGCAGCACAAACACCAUCAACUAAAACACGUAUUGCAACAUUAAAAUUUUUAACAAAUUUAGCAACAACAUAUUGUUCGGCAUCAGAUUUUACAAAUGAAGGUCCAGCUGAAAAAGCAAUAUCAAAAAUUGUACAGUUAUCAAUUGAUCAAAAAAGUGCUGAAUUAAGAGCACAAGCUAGAUAUUGUUUAAUUGCAUUAUAUAAUUGUAAUACACCAAAUAUGACAAUGAUGAUGUCUGAAUUACCAAAGAAUUAUCAGGACACUGCUCGUUCUAUAAUUCAACAACAUCUAAAAAGAAGUACUUCCGGAACUGAUAGUCCAUCAUCAUCACCAUUAUCAUGCUCGAGUCCAAAACCUUUGGUUAGUCCAUCGCAAGGUCCAUAUAGUUUACAAAAUAACUCUAGCCCAAGAUCUAGACAGUCUUCUGUUGAAAUAACUGAAAAUUUGAAUAGUGAAGAAGUUUAUAAACGUUUAAGAAAAACAACAGCUGAAAUCCAAAAUUAUAGUUUUGAAGCAAAAUUGGAUCGUGAUACUAAUAGUAAAGAUUCUGGUAUUAGUCAAAUGGGGGAUCAUAUAGUAACAACUACAGCUAAUAUUAAUCUUGGCAUUAAUGCAAAUAGUAAUUUAUUGCAUGGUGAAUCUCACUUAUUAUCAGCAAAUGGUAUUAAUGGUCAUAUUGGAUCUGAAAGAGAAGAGUCGUGUAAUGGAUCGAAAACACAAUCAGCUACAACAACUGAAUCAAAUACCCCAGAAAAUACAGUACGUUUAGAACAUGCAAUGGAAAUGCAAAAUAGUAGAUUAGCUGCAUCACAACGCUACCAAAACAUACAAUUUUUGGAAAACGGUGAAGUGAUUUUAGAAAACAAUCUUAAAGAAAGUGAUAUUAUUCAGGCUGCCAUAGUUUUAAAUCACGAAACGAGUAUGGAAGUUAUCCAACAUACCUUGUGUGAUUUAGCUGCUUGUAUUAAAUAUGGAAAUUGUGAAUUGCCAAAUAAGCAUUUCAAAGGUAUUAUAAAAAUGUUGCUAAGUUUAUUGGAAUCACCAAAUAGUGAUAUAAUGAUAGCUGCUUUAAGAGUCCUUGCAAAAAUUUUACGAAGUGAGAAAAUGAAACCAUAUUGGAAUAAUUUCUUAGAAUUAAUUUUAUUAAAAAUAAUUGACUGUUAUAAGCAAAAUAAAGAAGCUGUGAAAGACAUCGACAAUUUAUUGCCACGAAUAGCUUCAAUAUUACCAGUAAAUGCAACAAUAAAUAUACUAAAUACAGUUAUAGCAACUGGGGUAUAUCCAAUGAACUUAUGUGCUGUAAAAUUAUUAAAUGAUUUAGCUGAAAAACAAGGUGAACAAUUCACUGAAAAUCAUUUGGAAAGUGUUAUGCCAAAUUUGGCCAGGUUGGCUGAUGAUUCUGUGUCGGUUGUUAGAAAGGCGGCUGUAUUUUGUAUUGUUAAAUUGUAUAUUGUAAUGGGUGAAGAGAAAGUGAAGCCGAAAUUAUCAAUUUUAAAUGCUAGUAAAAUAAGAUUAUUAAACGUUUACAUUGAAAAAGCUAAGUCAAGUAAAUCAUGAUCAAAAACUACAAAGUGAUUGUUUUCAAAGGGCCGUCACUAUGCAAAAAAAAUUCGUAUUAAGUUUCAAUAUAAAUUUAAACAACAGCAAAAUCAUAAUAACAAACAUGAAUCAAUUCCCGAAUAAUAAUUUUUACUAAUCUACAUCUAAAAAAAAGCAAAACAAAAAAAGGAAAUUAAAAUUUAAGUUGAAAAUAAGAGAAAAACCAUAUAAAAAUAAUAAUUUAAUAUACAUAAAAAAAAAGUAAUUUUAGAAAAAAUUAAAAAUUAAAUAAAAAUAACAUUAAAUUCACACAACUCACAACCACUUUUUAUUUCAUUUUAAGACACAAAAAAUAAACGCAUUCAUAUUUAUAUAUAAAAAAAAAUUAAUCUUAAAAUUAUAAAAAGUAAAAAAAAAACAUGAUAAAUUAAUGAAAUUAAAUUUUCUUUUCAAUUUUCUUUCGUUCAUUUCCUUUUCAUUUUAUGUUUAAAAAAACAA